This is a messenger RNA of Linnemannia hyalina, 13125 nucleotides long. Lineage: Eukaryota; Fungi; Mortierellomycota; Mortierellomycetes; Mortierellales; Mortierellaceae. The record is from the annotation of a GenBank genome assembly.
AUGGACGAGGACCUUGGUCUUCAGAGUACCGAUGUCGGUGUCAGCGCCGACGUCGCGGUCGACAUUGACGUUAUGAAGAUUUACCUCGAAAAGCUGCUGGUGGUUCUCCUCGGAGCAGACCAGUCAGACCUCAACGCCUCCCUCUUCUCUUUCCCCGACUCGACCGAACGCCUCCGGCGGUUUGCGAUCGAUGUCCAAACACCAGCGCUCUAUAUCCUCAAGGAGACUGACUCGAACGAUGGCUCAAACGCCUCGCAAGUCUUCUCCUACUCCGUCAGCCAUGAAUUGACAUACCACGCCAAUCAUGUCGGCUCUAUCGCCUUGAUCAAGCGUGGGCCUACCAUCGACACCUCUCGCCCUCUCCAGACUCAGGUUCAGUUCAUCAACCUGCCUGGUCCUGCUGCCAACGAGUCUGGUCUUGGUCUGGCCAGUCCCUAUGAGGCCCUUCAUUCCUACAUCCACUACGCCGUCAGUCCCUACUUCAAUGCCUAUGUGAGCACAAAGUCUGGCUCCGAAGGUGGAAUCUCAAACAAGCGGCCUGAUGAUAAGGAUGGCAAGAUGGGUAUCCCCAUGGCCAAGAAGAAGAUUGCCGAGCUCGAGCUCUCUCUUUUGCAUCUGCAACAGAACGUGGAAAUCCCAGAGAUCUCUUUGAACAUCCACCCUGUCGUGCAACGUGCAAUUGAUGAGUGUCGCGAGGAGGGUCGUCGAGUGACGGUCGAUGCACUGGACUCGUCGUACUUUUUGGAUUCGACCUUCUUGAACAAGUUGCAGGGAGAUGUCAACGGAUGGAUCAAGGAGAUUCAAAAGGUCACCAAACUCUCGAGAGACCCCGCUUCGGGAACUGCCAUCCAGGAGAUCAACUUUUGGUUGAGCAUGGAGCGUGCCCUGGAAAAGAUCGAUGAGCAGCUAAAGAGCGACCAAAUUGUUCUUACCCUCGACAUCCUCAAACAUGCUAAGCGUUUCCACGCAACAGUCAGCUUCAUCGCCGACACCGGCCUCAAGGAGGGCACAGAGAAGGUGCACAAGUACAACCAGCUCAUGAAGGACUUCCCCCUGAACGAGCUGUUGUCGGCAACCGACGCCAUCAAGGUCCGCGAUUCGCUGCUUCUCAUCUUUGGACAUCUCAACAAGAAGCUUAAGCUCUCGCCUUACCCUAUCCGCCGAGCAUUGCCUUUGGUGGAAGCUAUUUCGAGGGACUUGAACGAGCAGUUGUUGAGGGUUCUGGGAAGCAGACGUCUGAUGUACAUGGACUAUGACGACUUUGAGAAGGCAACCGCAGGAGCAGUAGAGGUCUUCAAGACCUGGGACGACCUCAUCAAGGAGUUCACAUACGUCGCUCGUGAUGUCAUCCACAAGCGCUCGGAAAAGUUCCUCCCUAUCAAGAUCAACCCCGCUCAUGCCAAGCUUCAGGAACGCGUCGGCUUUGUUCGCAACUUCAGGAAGCAGCACGAACAACUUCACCAAACCAUCCUCAAGGUCAUGACCAAGCCCAGCGGCCUUUCGGCAUCUAGAGCUGCCUUGGAGAUUGAGGAGUCGGAGAGCGUCAGUCUCAGCGAUGUCAACGCUGUCGAGGAGGUCAACCUUGCCUACGACAGUGUCAAGAACGUCGAAGUCUUGGACGUCUCUCACGAAGGAACAGAGAUUUGGCUGACUGCAGAGGUCUCCUACAACGAGCGUGUCUCCAGAGUCGAAAACCAGAUCAUUGCUCGCCUUCGCGACAGACUCGGAAUCGCCAAAAACGCCAAUGAGAUGUUCCGUGUGUUCUCCAAGUUCAACGCACUCUUCGUCCGUCCCAAGAUUCGUGGCGCUAUUCAGGAGUACCAGACUCAGCUGAUCGACAAGGUCAAGGACGACAUCAAAAAGCUGCAUGACAAGUUCAAGAUGCAGUAUCGUCACUCCGAUGCCUUCUACAUGUCGCAGCUUCGCGAUCUCCCUCCUAUCUCUGGACACAUCAUUUGGGCCCGUCAGAUUGAGCGCCAGCUCUCAACAUACAUGAAGCGAGUGGAGGAUGUCCUCGGCAAGGGUUGGGAGUUGUAUGCAGAGGGUCAAAAGUUGCAGAGCGAGAGCAGCAGUUUCAAGAAGAAGCUGGAUACAAGGCCUAUUUACGAGGCAUGGUUCGCCGAGAUCACUCGUCGCGAACUCACUGUCUCGGGACCUCUGUUCGAGAUUACCCGCAACCGUGCCCAGGGUAACGUCCUGCAACUCGGUGUCAACUUUGACGCGCAGAUCAUCACACUUUUUAAGGAGGUCCGCAACCUGCUGUGGCUCAAGUACCAAGUUCCCCACCAGGUCAGCAUCAUCGCCAAGGACGCCAAGCGAGUUUACCCCAUCGCCGUCAGCCUCAUGGAGACCAUCCGCACCUACAGUCAAAUGGUCAACAAGGUCCAGCGUCACGGAGAGAUUGCAACUCUCGUUGCUGGAUACAGGAAUGACGCACAGAAGAUGGUCUCCAAGGGUGUGAGCCUUCGUUGGGAACAUUUCGCCAACACUUACGGCAGCGUCACUUCCUACAUUAACCCUGGAAGUGCUGCCGACGCUCGCGAGAACCGCCAUAUCGUCUUUGUGCGCGAGUUCGCCUCAGUGGUGUCGAUCUUCCAGGACAAAGUGGAUUCCCUCAUCUCCAUCUACGACGACAUCAUCAAGUUGAUCGAUGAGCUUCCUGUCUGCUCCUUUGUGCACACGACCUUCUCUAGCAUCAUUUUGCGCAUUCAGAAGCUGAUCGACCGACUUAACUUGGAAUCGUACUCAAACUUGGAUCAAUGGGUCUCGCAACUGGACGCCAAGGUGGAGGCUUUGCUUGUCGGUCGCCUGCAGCAGGCCAUCAAGGCCUGGAUGCUCGAGUACCAGCGGGAUGACCACGAGGAAGGCUUGGUCGAUAUUCGCGAUUCUGCUGCUCAUGGAAAGAACAGGAAGCGUCGUACCAACCGUGAGGCUGAGAGGGCUUCUGCAUUGACCAAGGCAAACGAGAUCAAGCCUACCCUCAAGGUCCUUAUCCACGAGAUCCGCAUCAAGAAUCAGGUCAUGUACCUCGAUCCUCCAGUUGAGCAGGCCCGUGUUAGCUGGUACAGCCAGCUCCAUGAGUGGCUCUCUGUCGUUUGCACCUUGACCAGGAUCCAGAGUUCUAGAUACGAGAUUGAUUUGGCUGUCCAGGACAAUGCCGGAGAUCUGACCUACUCUGACUUGCUCACAAAGAUCCCUGACGACUCUCUCCCCAAGGCUUAUGAAGUGAUCGAGGCCAAGGUAUCCCAGGUCAAGGACUAUGUUGACAUCUGGUUGCAGUACCAGUCUCUUUGGGAUCUCGAAUCUCAGUACAUCUUCACUCUCCUGGGUGAUGAUUUGGCGAAGUGGCAGCAGCUUUUGUUGGAGAUCAAGAAGGCCCGUACCACUUUUGACAAUUCGGAGACUGAACAGUCGUUCGGCCCUGUCGUGAUUGACUACGAGCAGGUCCAGUCCAAGGUCAACGCCAAGUAUGAUUCAUGGCAACGCGAGGUCUUGAACCGAUUCGGUAACAUGCUCGGCACAUCCAUGAAGGAGUUCCACAGCUCUGUUUCCAAGGCUCGUUAUGAUUUAGAGUUGCACUCGGUCGACAGCCAUUCGACUGGAGAGGCUGUUACCUUCAUCACCUUUGUCCAGGAUCUCAAGCGCAAGGUCGCCAAGUGGGAGAAUGACGUGGAUUUGUUCCGUCAGGGUCAAAAGACUUUGGAGCGCCAGCGUUACCAGUUCCCCAACGACUGGCUCUACUGUGAUCAGAUUGACGGAGAAUGGAGCGCCUUCAACGAGAUUUUGAGCCGCAAGAACAACGCCAUCCAGGACCAGAUUGCUGGACUGCAGAUGAAGAUUGUGACUGAGGACAAGGCGGUCGAGCAGAAGAUCUCAGAGAUUUUACUGGACUGGGAGAAGAACAAGCCUGUUCAGGGCAACAUCAAGCCUGACAUUGCCACCAACACCCUCAGUAUCUUCGAAGGCCGAGUCACCAGGGUCAAGGACGAGUUCGAUAUGGUCUGUCGCGCCAAGGAGGCUCUUGAUCUUGACCUGUCCGCAGAUAACCGCCUGGAGCCUGUUCUGGAAGAGUUGCGCGACUUGAAGUCUGUCUGGAGCUCGCUGGCAAAGAUCUGGCAGUCCAUCUUCGAGAUCAAGGAUACCCUCUGGUCUACCGUUGUUCCUCGCAAGAUCAGGACCCAGCUUGAUACUCUUAUGAACUCGACCAAGGACAUGCCCAACCGUAUGCGUCAGUAUGCUGCUUUCGAGUACGUCCAGGAGUCCCUUCGCUUGUACCUCAAGGUGAACCCCCUGUUGACUGAUCUCAAGUCGGAGGCUCUUCGUGAGCGUCACUGGCGUCAGUUGUUCAAGGCCCUUCGUGUUGAAGGCAGACUGACGCUGUCCGAGAUGACCGUCGGUAACAUCUGGGACCUAGAUCUCAAGCGUAAUGAGAGUCUUGUCCGCGACAUCAUCGUUGUUGCCCAGGGAGAGAUGGCCCUGGAGGAGUUCUUGAAGCAGGUGCGCGAAACCUGGACCAACUAUGUCCUAGAUUUGGUCAACUACCAGAACAAGUGCCGUCUGAUCCGCGGGUGGGACGAUCUCUUCACCAAAUGCAGCGAGAACAUCAACUUCUUGUCCGCCAUGAAGCUGUCGCCCUAUUACAAGGUCUUUGAGGAGGAGGCUGCUGGCUGGGAGGAGAAGUUGAACCGCAUCCACGUUCUCUUUGACGUCUGGAUAGAUGUGCAGCGCCAGUGGGUAUACCUCGAGGGAAUCUUCACGGGAAGCCACGACAUCAAGCAUCUGCUGCCCGUCGAGACGUCGCGUUUCCAGAACAUCAACUCGGAGUUCUUGACGGUCAUGAAGAAGGUCUACAAGUCGCCCUUUGUCCUUGAUGUCCUCAACAUUGCCAAUAUCCAAAAGUCACUCGAGAGAUUGGCAGAUCUGUUGGGCAAGAUCCAGAAGGCUUUGGGAGAGUACCUGGAGAGGGAGCGUUCGUCCUUCCCUCGCUUCUACUUCGUCGGAGACGAGGACUUGCUGGAGAUUAUCGGUAACAGCAAGGACGUCGUCCGCAUCCAGAAGCACUUCAAGAAGAUGUUUGCCGGUAUCAACAGCAUUAUUCUGAACGAAGACAUGACGUCUGUUCUCGGUAUGUCCUCGAAGGAGGGCGAGAAUGUCAUGUUCAAGACUCCAGUCUCGAUCAAGGACAACCCAAGAAUCAACGACUGGCUGACCCUCAUCGAGAAGGAGAUGCGCAUGUCCCUUGCCCAGAUCCUCGCCGAGUCGCUGCAGGAGAUGAACUUCUUCUACCUUGCAGAGACCCUAGAGCCUACUGCCUUCCUCGAGUGGAUCGACAAAAUUCCCGACCAGCUGGUUGUUCUGACCUCUCAGAUCGUGUGGACCACAUCCGUUGAGCGCGCCCUGUCAACCAUGUCCGACACUGGCGAUUCGUCCGAGCAGCCAAUGCAGCGUGCCCUGGACUAUGUUCAGCGUGCCCUCAACGUCCUGGCUGACACUGUUCUGCAGGAUCUUGUACCUAUUCAGCGCAAGAAGUGUGAGCAUUUGAUUACCGACCUGGUCCACCAGCGCGAUGUCAUCCGCGCCCUCAUCCGCAGUCGUGUCUCAUCCACCAAGGACUUUGCCUGGUUGUCCCAGAUGAGGUUCUACUUCAACGCGAGCCACGAGGAUCCCUUGCAGUGCUUGACUAUCAGCAUGGCCAAUGCAUCGUUCUUCUACGGUUACGAGUACUUUGGAGUCACUGAGCGCCUCGUCCAAACCCCGCUUACGGAUCGCUGUUACCUCACCCUCACGCAGGCUUUGGAGUCUCGUCUGGGUGGUUCACCGUUCGGUCCUGCCGGUACUGGAAAGACAGAGUCUGUCAAGGCUUUGGGUAUCCAGCUUGGCCGAUUCGUCCUUGUCUUUUGCUGUGACGAGAACUUUGAUUUCCAGGCCAUGGGUCGUAUCUUCAUUGGUCUCUCCCAGGUCGGUGCAUGGGGAUGCUUCGACGAGUUCAACCGUCUGGAGGAGAGAAUCUUGUCUGCCGUCUCCCAGCAGGUUCAGACCAUUCAGCUGGGUCUCAAGGAAGCCAAGACGGAUCCUAACCACGAGAUUGAGCUGGUUGGCAAGAGCGUGCGUGUCAACACCAGCACUGGUAUCUUCAUCACCAUGAACCCUGGAUAUGCUGGACGAUCCAACUUGCCCGAUAACCUCAAGAAGCUGUUCCGCAGCAUCGCCAUGACCAAGCCCGACAGGGAACUGAUUGCUCAGGUCAUGUUAUCGUCCCAAGGAUUCCGAACUGCGGAGACACUGGCUUCCAAGGUCAUCCCUCUUUUCAACCUCUGCGACGAGAAGUUGUCUCCUCAGUCGCAUUACGACUUUGGUCUGCGUGCUCUCAAGAGUGUCUUGGUCAGUGCCGGUAACAUGAAGCGUGAUCGUCUCCAAGAGCUUCGCACCAACAACCCCGAGAACAUCAUGGCGGAGUUUGAGCGCAUCUCAGAAAGUGUUCCUGAGCAGGAAAUUCUCAUCCAGAGUAUCCGCGAGACUGUUGUGCCCAAACUGGUCGCCGAUGAUAUUAACAUCUUAAUGGGUCUUCUCAAGGAUGUGUUCCCAGGAGUUGAUUAUGUUCCCGUCAGCUUGCAGCCUUUGCGUGCCGCCAUCAAGGACAUCUGCACCAAGCGUCGCUUGGUGGUUGGCGACCUCUGGCUCGAGAAGAUCCUCCAGCUGUACCAGAUUCAGCGUAUCCAUCACGGUUUGAUGAUGGUUGGUCCUUCUGGAAGCGGCAAGUCCAAUGCGUGGCAGGUCUUACUCAGCGCCUUGGAGGCUGUCGAGGGUGUUGAGGGUCAAUCGUAUGUGAUUGAUCCUAAGGCCAUGUCCAAGGAAGCGUUGUACGGUGUUCUCGAUCCUACCACUCGUGAGUGGACCGACGGUCUCUUUACCAACAUUCUUCGUAAGAUCGUCGACGACGUUCGUGGCGAGAGCGCCAAGCGUCACUGGAUCAUUUUUGACGGUGAUGUCGAUCCCGAGUGGGUUGAGAACUUGAACAGUGUUCUCGAUGAUAACAAGUUGUUGACUUUGCCUAAUGGUGAGCGUCUGAGCUUGCCACCCAAUGUCCGCAUCAUGUUCGAAGUCGACACCUUGAAGUAUGCCACCCUUGCUACCGUCAGUCGCUGCGGUAUGGUCUGGUACAGUAGCGAGGUCAUUGAUCGCACGAUGAUCUUCGCGAACUACUUCGAGACCCUCCGCAAUGUGCCCUUGGAUGAGGCCGACGAGGAGGUCACUGUCCGUCGCGUCGAGACCGAGGAGAACAGAGCUGCAUCGCCAAUUCUUCUCACCCAGCAGGCCUGUGCUGACGCCCUUGUGCCCCACUUCGCCGAGGACGGACUCAUCCCAAGAGCCUUGGAGUAUGCCGCCACCCUCGACCAUAUCAUGGACUUCACCACCAUGCGUGUUCUGUCGACGCUCUUCUCGCUCCUCAACAAGAGUGUCCGCAACGUCAUCCAGUACAAUAGCCAGCACUCUGACUUCCCUAUGGGCCCUGAGCAAAUCGAGGGCUACAUUUCCAAGCGCCUCGUCUUCUCGACCAUCUGGAGUUUUGCCGGAGACUGCAAGUUGGAGAUUCGCACCCGUCUCAGCGAUUUCGUCAGAGGCAUUACCACCAUCGAUUUGCCCGAGAUUGCCCACAUGUCGAUUAUCGACUUUGAUGUCAACAUCAACUCGGGCGGAUGGGUCCCAUGGCAGGCCAAGGUCCCCGUUAUCGAGAUCGAGACCCAUACUGUCGCCGAGGCCGAUGUGGUCAUUCCUACCGUCGACACUGUUCGCCACGAGGAGGUCCUUUACUCGUGGCUCUCGGAGCACAAGCCCUUGAUUCUUUGCGGUCCUCCCGGCUCGGGAAAGACCAUGACCUUGUUCAGUGCCCUGCGCAAGCUCCCCGAGAUGGAGGUCGUCGGCCUCAAUUUCUCGAGUGCCACUACUCCCGAGUUGAUCCUCAAAACUCUCGAGCAGUACUGCGAGUACCGCAAGACUCCCAACGGUGUGUUGCUGUCUCCCAUCUUGUUGGGUCGCUGGUUGGUCGUCUUCUGCGAUGAGAUCAAUCUGCCUUCCAUUGACAAGUACGGUACCCAGCGUGUCAUUUCGUUCAUGCGUCAGCUGGUCGAGUGCGGUGGAUUCUGGAGAACCACCGACAAGUCCUGGGUCAAGCUGGAGCGCAUCCAGUUUGUUGGUGCCUGUAACCCUCCCACCGAUCCUGGCCGUAUCCCUCUUACCCAUCGUUUCCUUCGUCACGUUCCCCUCGUCAUGGUCGACUAUCCCGGAGAGAUCUCCCUCAAGCAGAUUUACAGCACUUUCUGCCGUGCUAUGCUCAAGGUUGUUCCUUCCCUGCGCGCUUACUCUGAACCACUUACUGCUGCUAUGGUCGAACUGUACCUCAGCUCCCAGUCGCACUUUGUUCCCGAGAUGCAAGCCCAUUACAUUUACUCUCCCCGUGAGUUGACCCGCUGGAUGCGCGGUAUCUUUGAGGCGAUCAAGCCUAUGGAAACUCUCAGUGUCGAAGGACUGGUCCGCAUCUGGGCUCACGAGGCACUCCGUCUCUUCCAGGAUCGUCUUGUUGCCGAGGACGAGCGCAAGUGGACUGACGACGAGAUUGACCGUAUCGCGUUGAAGCACUUCCCCGGACUCGACCGCGAGGCGGCUUUGGGCAGACCCAUCUUGUACUCGAACUGGUUGUCCAAGUACUACGUCCCUGUCGACCGCGAGGAGCUCCGUGAAUAUGCCAAGGCUCGUCUCCGAGUCUUCUACGAGGAGGAGCUCGAUGUUCAAUUGGCGCUUUUCAACGACGUCUUGGAUCAUGUCUUGCGUAUUGAUCGUGUUUUCCGACAGAUGCAAGGUCAUAUGCUGUUGAUCGGAGUCAGUGGAAGUGGAAAGACAACCUUGUCUCGUUUCGUUGCCUGGAUGAAUGGUCUGAGCGUCUUCCAGAUCAAGGUCCACAACAAGUACACUGCUGCCGAUUUCGAAGAGGAUCUCCGAACUGUUCUUCGUCGCUCUGGUUGUAAGGGCGAGAAGGUGUGCUUCAUUCUGGAUGAGUCCAACGUCCUCGAUUCUGGAUUCCUGGAGAGAAUGAACACCUUGCUUGCUAACGCCGAGGUCCCCGGUUUGUUCGAAGGUGACGAGUAUGCUUCCUUGAUGACUCAGUGCAAGGAGGGUGCCCAGCGCGACGGUUUGAUGUUGGACUCGAGCGAGGAGCUUUACAAGUGGUUCACUCAGCAGGUCAUGAAGAACCUCCACGUCGUCUUCACGAUGAACCCGCCUGAGGGAGGACUUGCCUCUCGUGCCGCAACUUCGCCUGCCUUGUUCAACCGUUGUGUGCUCGACUGGUUCGGAGACUGGUCCGAUCAAGCUUUCUUCCAGGUUGGACAAGAGUUCACCACCAGCUUGGAUCUCGAUCGCCCCAACUACAACCCACCUCAUAAGUUCCCUGUGGUUUACCGCAACCUUCCCGCCGUCCCCUCCCAUCGCCAUGCUAUUGUCAACGCCUUCGUCUACGUCCACCAGUCACUCUACGAGAUCAACGCCAAGCUCAGCAAGCGUACCGGAAAGCGUGGUUAUGUCACUCCACGUCACUACCUCGACUUUAUUCGCCACUAUGUCCGCUUGUAUAACGAGAAGCGCGAGGAUCUGGAGGAGCAGCAGCGCCAUUUGAACGUUGGUUUGGACAAGCUCAAGGAUACCGUCGUCAAGGUCGAGGAGCUCCGAAAGAGUCUGGCGAUCAAGAAGAGCGAGCUCGAAGUGAAGAACCGUCAAGCAAACGAGAAGCUACAGAAGAUGGUUGCCGAUCAACAGGAGGCCGAGAAAAAGAAGGCCACGUCUAUCGAGAUCCAGGCUGCUUUGGAGAUUCAGAACGGCGAGAUUGCCAGCCGUACAGCCGUCGUCAUGGCCGAUCUUGCAAACGCGGAGCCCGCUGUAAUGGAAGCCCAGAAGGCUGUCACGGAUAUCAAGAAGGCCCAGCUGACAGAAGUCCGUGUCAUGAGUAAUCCUCCCGAAGCCGUCAAGAUGGCCAUGGAAUCUGUCUGCACCCUUCUCGGCCACCGCAUGGAGGGCUGGAAGUCUGUCCAGGCUAUCAUUCGUCGCGAGGAUUUCAUCUCUAGCAUUGUCCACUAUGACACCGACCGCAACAUGACCCCCUAUAUGCGCGAGAAGAUGAAGGCCGAGUUCCUCAACAUGCCCAACUACAACUUUGAGUCGGUUAACCGUGCAAGUAAGGCCUGCGGACCCUUGGUCAAGUGGGUUAUUGCCCAGGUCAACUACUCUGAGAUUCUGGACAGGAUCGGACCCCUUCGUCAGGAGGUUCAGGAGCUCGAGUCAAGUGCCCAAAUGACCGUCUUGAAGGCGUCGAGUAUCGAGAAGAUGAUUGUGGAGUUGGAGAACAGUAUCGGUACCUACAAGGAGGAGUAUGCCGUUCUUAUUUCAGAGGUUGGAUCUAUCAAGAGUGAGAUGGAACGUGUCAAGUCAAAGGUCGACCGCAGUGUCACUCUUCUCGAGUCACUCUCGUCCGAGAGAGUUCGUUGGGAGGCCGGAAGCCAUUCGUUCGAUACUCAGAUGGCUACCACCGUCGGAGAUGUCCUCUUGUCUUCGGCUUUCCUUGCCUAUGGUGGUUACUUUGACCAGCAGUAUCGUGAGAUCCUGUUCCACAAGUGGGCCGACCAUCUCGCCAAGGCUGGCAUCCAGUACAAGGCCGAUAUUUCGCUUGCCGAGUACCUUUCGACAGCCGACGAUCGUCUGUCUUGGACCGAGCACUCCCUCCCUGCGGAUGAUCUCUGUGUGGAGAACGCUAUUAUCUUGGAACGCUUCAACAGAUAUCCUCUCAUCAUUGAUCCUUCAGGACAGGCGACUACGUUCUUGAUGAAUGAGUACAAGGAUCGCAAGAUUACCGUCACCAGUUUCUUGGAUGACUCUUUCCUCAAGAACCUGGAGAGUGCCCUCCGUUUUGGUAACCCUCUGUUGAUUCAGGAUGUCGAGCACCUGGACCCCAUCAUGAACCCCGUCCUGAACAAAGAGCUCCGUCGCACCGGUGGUCGUGUCCUGAUCCGUCUCGGCAACCAGGACAUUGAUUUCUCGCCCGCAUUCACGUUGUUCCUGUCGACCAGAGAUCCUUCCGUCAACUUCCCUCCAGAUGUGUGCUCUCGCGUCUCGUUCGUCAACUUCACGGUCACCAGGAGCAGUCUCCAGAGUCAGUGCUUGAGCAAGGUGCUCAAGGCCGAGCGUCCCGAUGUUGAUCGCCGCCGUGCUGAUCUUAUCAAGCUGCAGGGAGAGUUCAAGGUCAAGCUGCGUCACCUUGAGAAGUCGUUGCUUCAGGCGCUGAACGAGUCCAAGGGCAACAUUUUGGACGACGACAAGGUCAUUGGAACUUUGGAAACAUUGAAGCGUGAGGCCGCAGAUGUCACACGCAAGGUUGAGGAAACGGAUGGCGUUAUGCAGGACGUCGAACAGACGACUGCCAUCUACACUCCCUUGGCUCACUCUUGCAGUUCGAUCUUCUUUGUCAUGGAGCAGUUGAACCGCCUGCACCAUUUCUACCAGUUCUCACUCGACUUUUUCUCUGACAUCUUCAACUUUGUGCUGCACGACAACCCUGCGCUCAACGGCAUCAAGGAUCAUGGACAGCGUCUUGACAUUCUCACCCGUGACCUCUUCAGUGUGUCAUACAGGAGAGCCAGCCGCGCCUUGUUGCAUGACGACCACAUCUCCUUUGCGAUGUUGUUGACUCAGAUCAAGGUCCGUGGAACCCCUUCGCAGGCUGACGAGUCCGAGUACGACUUCCUGUUGAGCCCUGACUCCAACCCCACUGGCGAGAUCACUGCCGCUUUGACUGAAGAACAGAGAGUUUCCAGGAUGCACGACUUUUCCAAGUUGGUUGCUUUCAAGGGCAUGCCUGACCAUAUUAGCAACAACCCUGAAGUGUGGUCCAAAUUCUGGAGCGACUCUCGUGCCGAAGCCCACGUUCCAAUCUUCUGGAAGACUUCUGAGGCCGAUGCUAUCAACGAGUUCAAGAAGUUGUUGGUGAUCAAGUGCUUCCGUCCUGACCGUAUCUUGGCAGCGACGUCCAAGUAUGUCGACCAUGUCUUCAUGCCCAAUUUUGCCAGCUCGGCCGAGUUGGAUCUCACAAAGUUGGUUCAGGAGGAAGUCAAGGCAUCGACCCCCAUCUCGCUCUGCGCCGUCCCCGGACACGACGCCGCCUACCGUGUCGACAACUUGGCUCAGGAGCAAGGAGUUCGUCUGGCAUCAAUUGCCAUGGGAUCUCAGGAAGGUAUCAGUUUGGCUGACCAGGCGAUUGCGUCGGCCACCAAGACUGGAAACUGGGUCCUGCUGAAGAACGUCCACCUCGCCAUCUCAUGGCUCGGUCAGCUCGACAAGCGUCUCCAUAGCUUGAAGGCGCACCCUAACUUCAGGCUGUUCCUGACCAUGGAGACCAACCCCAAGGUUCCCGUCAACUUGCUCCGUCUCUCGCGUGUCCUCAUGUUUGAGCCCCAGCCCGGUAUUAAGGCCAACUUGCAGGAAUCUCUCCGAGGCAUCCCCUUGGCCCGUCUCAACAAGGGCCCCUCCGAGCGCGCCCGUCUCUUCUUUAUGGUCGCUUGGUUGCAUGCGGUUGUCUUGGAGCGUCUUCGCUAUGUGCCUCUUGGAUGGACCAAGGCUUAUGAGUUCAACGACUCGGAUCAGGAUUGCGCGUUGAGCACGAUCGAUAUCUGGCUGGACACUGUCGGCCUGGGUCGUGCCAACGUCUCGCCCGACCGCAUUCCUUGGGACGCCAUCCGCACAUUGUUGAGCCAGUCGGUGUAUGGUGGUCGUGUCGACAGCGAUGUCGAUCAGCAACUGCUCGAGAGCUUUGUCAACUCGUUCUUCAGAUCCGAGUGCUAUGACUUGAACUUUAAGCUGGUCGAGUCGAGUGCUGAUGAUGAGGCCGGAUUGGUCGCUCCCGAGGGUACCAAGAUGUCCCAGUUCCUCGAUUGGGUCAGCGAGUUGCCCGAGCGUGAGCCUCCUACCUGGUUGCGCCUCCCUGCCACUGCUGAGCGCGUCCUUUCUACUCAUAAGGCUAUUACUAUGUUGUCGAAGGUCAAGAAGAUCAAGAGUCUCGUUGACGACGACGAUGACGAUGUUUGA